This is a messenger RNA of Brassica napus (rape), 525 nucleotides long. RefSeq lists its product as uncharacterized. The coding region runs from base 1 to 525 and encodes 174 amino acids. NCBI's taxonomy places the organism in Eukaryota, Viridiplantae, Streptophyta, Magnoliopsida, Brassicales, Brassicaceae. The transcript has 3 exons. The record is from RefSeq and is a predicted model, not a curated record.
AUGAAGGUGAAGUCCGGCCAUAAGUCUUUCCAACAAAUCAAACAUGAAAUGGUUGAGGAAUUGGGCAGACCAGUUACUCUUAGUGAAGUUUUCAUCAAGACACAUACACAAAAGGAUGGAACCUUUGUCGAUUUGAAAGCGGAGCAGGUUGCAGAGAUAUAUAAGAAGAACAAAGAAGCCAAGUUGACUGCCCUUGAGGCUGAAAACUCACAGACUUUAUUCGGUGCUUCCAAUGAUCCACAGCUCUCCAUAGAGGAGGAUAACGAGAUAUUCCUUUUGUCAACUUUCACAAAUGAAAGAGGACAACACUAUGGCAUUGGAAGCCUCCAGCAAACUCUCGUCAAUGGAAAACAAAAAUUCAGUGAAUUCUCUUCUUCUGCAUUCCUCGACAUGAAGAAGCUUCUUGAAGAAGCUCACCGCAAAAUAGAAGAGCAGGCAGCUUCUAAUGAGCACAUGCUGCUAUUAUUGCAGACCAGGGUGCUUGUAUUGCAGAGCAAUCAAAACAGAUCAGGGAAUUCUCUUUAG